GUUGCCCCAGGGGGCGGGAAAGUUUGAAUCACUGUUGUUUGGCUGUGUUUUCUCUCCGGCGGCGUCCCGGUUGCUGCCGCAGCUCCAGCUACUCAAGCCGGAUAGAAGCGUUAGACAAAAACACUCUCCCAGUGGCCUUAGAUCCCCGCGAUUGUGAUUGUUUCAUCGGGAAACAUCACUCGUGGGUAAUUUGUAAAUUCGAAAAAAAUUCCUGGAGAAACGGUCACGGACUGGCGCAGACGCUGCGGUCGGAGCCUUUCGGCGAGUUAAAGUGCAAGGGCCGUGGACUGGCCUCGUUCCCAUGACUGUUCAGCUCGGAGCGGCUGUGUGAGUUCCAAACGUUGUUCGCUUCGGUGAACUUUUUCUGUAACCAGCUAUUGCAUUUUGAAGAAGGAGGUUGCCCUGGCCGCGGAGCUCAGCUGGUGAGAACGUCCUCUGAUGCCCAGGUUGCGGUUCCCCAGAAAAAGAAAAAUGAGAUUCCUACCGACAUCAAGAACCGAGUUGCGGCUUAAAAGAAAUAACAACAGACUUGUGGCCUUUUGAUCGUUAAACAUACUCAGUCUCCUCCUCGCCUCGGAAGGACAUUUCAUCCACAGGAGCGGUGAUGGCGGCCGAAGUGCGCAUGGUACUGUAUGAAGACGAUGCGGCGCAAGUGCGGUAUGCCGACGGUUCCAGACUGCAGCUUUCUCCCUGUGGCUCUGAGUUUUUGUUUGAAAAGGCACCUCCUGCUUCAGCACAUCCUUUAGAACAACCAGAGAGAAUUCGUCAAAGGACACACUUUGUAAUUAGCGCUUACCGAGAGCAACUACAGAGAGCCCUAGAUUUUCGAAACUCUUUCGCCACUUGCCCAUUUUUGUCGGAAAACAUUAUACCUUCUGAAAGAAAAAAGCGUGUCUUGCUCGACGUCUCAGAAGUGAGGUGGCCCAGUCUUGACGCCGAUGACGGUGCGGUGUGGCUGCAGAGUGGCGCUGUGAAAGUAGCCUCUGUAGACGGUCACGCCUACCUCUGCCUGCCCACCUCUCAGCAUGAAUUUACAGUGCAUUUUUUGUGUAAAGUAAGCCAGAAGCCAGACUCGUCUAUCGUAUUGUCAGAAAAAAAUACUCAAGCCAAGAAAGAUCAACUGGUUGAAAAAGCAGGCAAAGUCCUUACGUGUGGACGCUUAUCAGGACAGAGGCUGAAGAAUAAAGAAAAUGAACUUCACUGUCCGACCAUGAAAUCCAAAGAAGCUUCGGAGAAGGAGCGCUAUGCAGAUGGAACCGAGGGGAAGGAGGCGCUGCCUCCGCCUGGCCCGAAGCACACAUGUGUGCACGCGUGGGUAGAGCAGCGCUGGUCCGUGGCCUCCUGUCCAGAGCAGUGGAAAUACCCUCUGUCUUUAGCACUUCGUUUCCACGAUAAAAUCCGCAGUUUGUCCGGGACUGAUGUAACUGUCACCCAGAACGCGACUUUAACUUCCGAUGUUUCAGAGGAAAGAGGAAAAGAGGUUUCUGUCCUUCCCAGGGCCCUGUCACUCAGCUGCCCUGUGCCACACCUGCACAGGUGGAGCUUUUGCGGUUCCCUCUCACUGGGACAGUCUGACGAAGGAGAACACCCCUAUCCUGAACUGGUGAAGGUGGUGUGGUACGAGGGUGUUACGUACAGACUUACCCAUAAAAAUGUGAACUCAAUAGAGAUUUACCCUGGAGAUGGAUCUGUUUUCAAAUCAGAAGGAGCUUAUUUUGGGAACUUUUUUACAUACUAUUGCACUCAGGAAGGAUCAGAAGAGAGGGAAGAGAAAAUGUAUUCAGUAAAUAACCUUCCUCCAGACAGACCAGGAAGUCCGUUCUCCGUGCGUCGUCUAAUUAAACACGCAGCCAGGAUUCUUCAGCAUUGUGCCAAGAUGAGGCUUUCUCUAAGCCAUAACUAUUGUAUAUGCUGCUGGAAAAUGGUCCCUGGGAUAAAUGAUAACAAUAUACUGCCUUCGCUUUUGAGAGAAUCAUUCAUACCCGGCGUGGGAAGAUUUCUUGCAUAUUCUGAUGACAAAGUACAUGUUAUCUUUUUAGAUGGCGUUACUCUAACCCUAAAUUGGAAUUUUGGCUCUUUUAUUGAAAAGAGUCAGGUAAAUCAAGGACUCAGCUUAGGCUGGUGUAAGUUAACUUUUCCUGAUGGACACAAUCAGUUAAUUCAGAUUGAACACUCCAGACCAUAUGAAAGGUAUGUGUCAGCGGUAAUAUCAUGGUGCAGAAAACUGACCUGGACUAGUCAGAGAGAGAAGGUCACAGAUCCUUCAUUUUCUGUUCCUGAAGAAAAUUGGUGUGUGGCUUCUGAACUUGAAAAGAUCCAGAAGUUUAACUCGUUGCUGGAGAAUAGUGAUGUCCUAAGCCAGGUUUCUAACAAGAAGAAUCACCGGUCUUCUGAAUAUACCCCAGAACAUUCAGACACCUUGCUAGAAGAAGUUAGUGAAAAGACAGUAUCAGUAGCACUGAAAAAAAUCUCUGAAGUUAUUCAGGAUAUUGACUGUCUCCUGUCAGACUCUAAAAAGUGAAAAAGGGGGUUAUUAUAUUACUAAAUCUUAAGGAUGUUGUUUCAAGUGACUGGUAUAAAAUUACUAGAGAACCAAGGAAUUGCAUAUAUGACUCCUGUACAAUAAUUACGUGAGAAGUGACAUUAAACUUUGUAACCUGUACACUUAAAAACCUGUAAAUUUAAAAUAUACAUUUAUAAAAUACUUUAUUAAUAAAGAACUAUUUUGAAAUUUUGAA
Molecule: messenger RNA, 2738 nt
Organism: Phyllostomus hastatus (greater spear-nosed bat)
Lineage: Eukaryota; Metazoa; Chordata; Mammalia; Chiroptera; Phyllostomidae
Gene: CUNH5orf34
Product: chromosome unknown C5orf34 homolog
Exons: 14
Coding region: 605-2521 (638 amino acids)
Source: RefSeq, a predicted model, not a curated record